Molecule: messenger RNA, 480 nt
Organism: Fusarium graminearum PH-1
Lineage: Eukaryota; Fungi; Ascomycota; Sordariomycetes; Hypocreales; Nectriaceae
Exons: 1
Coding region: 108-416 (102 amino acids)
Source: RefSeq, a predicted model, not a curated record
UUCAUAUUUUGGCGCAACGACUCGACUUUUAUGACUCGUCUCUCAGAUAUGAGGAUGCAUUCCCUAUCUACUGGAUUGUUUCAAUCACGGCGUUGUGAGAAUACACGAUGUACAACCCGGAUUACAUGGCGUUUUCUACGGUUUCUCAUUUUUUUGGACUUGAAAAAUGCUUCUUUUUCCCUUCAAAGGGAAGGACAGUGUGCACGCAUACGAAUGGCUACACAAAUGGUUCUCCCAUACAGUACACAUGGUUAGAUAAACGACAGGAUACGUCUCAGAGCCACAGAUUCGAGGGCGAAAAACGCAUGGCGUUGGCGGGGUUUUACGAUUUGAUGUUUCCAACUUUUUGUUCAAAUAUAAGAUGGGGGAAGGACGGAUUGGUGUCUCGUGAAAUCGCCUCCCAGGCUUCUUUGUAAGUCGGGGCCGAAGGCGAUUUUGGCAGGAGAGCGAUUUAGUACACACUUGUCGCUGUUCCUAUUU